Molecule: messenger RNA, 579 nt
Organism: Lingula anatina
Lineage: Eukaryota; Metazoa; Brachiopoda; Lingulata; Lingulida; Lingulidae
Product: obelin-like
Source: RefSeq, a predicted model, not a curated record
AUGACCCCUGCCGCCACGUGUGGAGACAAAAGGCAGGUUGCAGAGGAUAACAAAGAUUUUACUCCGUAUUGGCUUAAGAAAUUCAAAAACUUCUUUGACAUCUUUGACGUCAAUAAGGACGGCAAUGUAACAAAGGAGGAGUACAUUGAUUUGUCGACAGAGCGAGCUGCACUGCCAUCCUGGAGAGUUAAGGCAGUCUAUGGUUUAAUGACCAUGGCCUAUAAGACCUGGUGGUCGAAUGAAUACACCGACUUUAAGACGUCUAUUGCAUUUGAGGAUUGGGUUCAGUCUAUUGAAAAUAUUUCCGGCUCUACCAGUGAUAUACAUGUAGUCUUCAAAUGGGCUAUGGAUUUUUUCCAUAUUGUUGACCUCGACUGCAGCGAGGACUUAACGCUUAGUGAGUACUCUAAAUUCAUUGAUAUAUAUCGCAGCACGGCGAAUAACAGGGCCGUUUUCCAUGCCAUUGACAGGGAUGGCGAUAACGUCAUUGAUGCUAAGGAGUUCAUCUAUGGGACAUAUCAUUUUUCCUACGACCAAGCUGCCAACUCCGCUGCAUAUAUUUUCGGCUCACGAGAUUGA